Messenger RNA from Oryza brachyantha (malo sina), 1487 nucleotides. Its product is annotated as putative anthocyanidin reductase. The record is from RefSeq and is a predicted model, not a curated record. Gene Ontology annotation, molecular function: oxidoreductase activity, acting on the CH-OH group of donors, NAD or NADP as acceptor. The transcript is spliced from 5 exons. The coding region runs from base 11 to 1105 and encodes 364 amino acids. Lineage: Eukaryota; Viridiplantae; Streptophyta; Magnoliopsida; Poales; Poaceae.
CGCGGCAGCGAUGGCGACGGAAGAGGGGAGGAGGAGCGGCGCCGCCGCGGCCGUCGCCGGAGACGGCGUCCGGGUGUGCGUGACCGGAGGCGCCGGCUUCAUCGCGUCCUGGCUCGUGAAGAAGCUCCUCGAGAGGGGCUGCACCGUCCACGCCACCCUGCGAAGCAUCGGGGACGAGGAGAAGGCGGGGAUGCUCCGGCGGCUCGUCCCCGGCGCGGCGGAGCGGCUGCGGCUGUUCGAGGCCGACCUCUUUGACGCCGCCACCUUCGCGCCGGCCAUCGCCGGCUGCCAGUUCGUCUUCCUCAUCGCCACGCCAUUCGGGAUGGAGGGGUCCAACUCCAAGUACAAGAACACGGCGGAUGCAGCGGUGGACGCGGUGCGCGAGGUCCUCCGGCAAUGCGCGGAAUCCAAGACGGUGAAGCGCGUCAUCCACACCGCCUCGAUAUCCGCCGCCUCACCGCUACUCGACGUCCCCGGCGCCGGCGGGUACAAAGCGUUCAUCGACGAGUCCUGCUGGACGCCGCUCGACGUCGACUACCCGCUCCGGAGCGCCCACUUCGAUAAAUACAUCCUGUCAAAGAUGCUGUCGGAGAAGGAGCUGCUGAGCUACAACGACGGCGAGAGCCCGGCGUUCGAGGUGGUCACCCUGGCGUGCGGCCUCGUCGCCGGCGACACCGUGCUCGGCCGCGUCCCGGAGACGCUGGAGAGCGCCGUCUCGCCGGUGUCCGGGCAGGAGCCCUACUUCUUUCUGCCGAGGCUGCUGCAGAGGCUGGUGGGGUCCAUGUCGCUGGUGCACGUCGACGACGUCUGCGACGCGCUCGUCUUCUGCAUGGAGCAGCCGUCCAUCUCCGGCCGGUUCCUCUGCUCCGCCGCCUACCCGACCAUCCACGACAUCACCGACCACUACGCCGCCAAGUACCCUCACCUCGCCGUCCUCAAGGAGACGGAGGAGGAGGUGGCGAGGGUGCAGCCGGCGGCGGACAAGCUGGGCGAGCUGGGGUUCAAGUACAAGUACGGGAUGGCGCAGAUACUGGACAGCAGCGUCGACUGCGCCGUGAGGCUGGGCUACAUCGACGCAGCAAAGCUGAGACCGCACGAAGGAUGAAUCAAUGGCGUGAAGGGCAAGUGCAUAUGGGAAAUUCAAUGGCGUGAAGAGCAAAGCUGAGACCGCACGAAGCUGAGACCGCACGAGCGAUUAAAAUAGAUUUGUCACUCGCUUAUUAUGAUAUAUGGAUUCUUAUAAAUCUAUAAUAUGACAUAUGGAUCAGUAACAAAUCUGUUCAUACUGGAUGAGGCUUUUUGUUGCAAUUGAACAAUUUCAGGACCAAGAUGGAGUCAAAUUGCCGUGCUUGUUUGUCGUAUAUUUAUUUAUCGGUGUAAUAAAUUUGAGAUAUUCAAGCAUAGAGAUGGACUUGUAUACAUGUAUCAUACGUGUCUAAAGGAAGAGUUCUAAUCAAGAAGACCACUCAACAAGGCAAGAUUUCAAA